Messenger RNA from Annulohypoxylon maeteangense, 1353 nucleotides. Its product is annotated as alpha/beta-hydrolase. The record is from RefSeq and is a predicted model, not a curated record. The coding region runs from base 162 to 1244 and encodes 360 amino acids. The transcript is spliced from 4 exons. Lineage: Eukaryota; Fungi; Ascomycota; Sordariomycetes; Xylariales; Hypoxylaceae.
GGUGUGGUAUCGGUAUCGCCGUCCCCUCAUCUCGUCUUACAUGCUCAUGCUGUGCUCAUAGAUCGUAAAUAAAUAUUACCUCGAUAAACUAUUGAUUCACGUGAUUUAAAUCAUUACUUGGUCUAUUCAUACAUAUCUUGAUACAACCCGUCUGUCUCGCCAUGGCGAACAGCACAAAAACAAAUCCCUCCCCGCUCCACCGACGGGAGGUGUUUUACGUAGGCGGGCAAUAUGUACCUGAUGCCAAGGGCAACCAUUCGCUCCAGGGGCAGAUGUACGUCGAAAGGCUCAUACCCGAAGUAGACGAAAGCUUAAGGAAGUCCUUGCCUGUUGUAUUCAUACACGGUGCAUCAAGAUCUGGCAUGGACUGGCUCACUAAGCCUGAUGGACAGCCAGGCUGGGCCUCGUACUUCCUAUCGCAGGGUUUUGAAUGCUACCUCGUUGACCAGCCCUUUCGCGGUCGGAGUCCGUGGUUUCCCGGGAACGGCACCAUGGUCGCGUAUCAAGCCGAAUUAAUCCAGCCCGUCUUCACCGCUUGCCAAACACUCGGGACAUGGCCACAAGCGAAAUUACACACGCAGUGGCCUGGCCCCGGAACGAUAGGCGACCCCAUAUUUGACCAAUUCUACCGCUCAACGCUGCCGAUCCUCAACGAUCCCGUAGCACAGGAGACCGCGUCGCAAGCGGCGUGCGCCGCGCUGCUCGAUCGCAUCGGCAAGCCCGCCAUCUUAGUCGGCCAUUCAGCCGGCGGCUCCAUUCCCUGGCUCGUGGCCGACAUCCGCCCGAGCUUAGUGAAGAUGAUCGUGGCGAUAGAGCCGGUCGGGCCGCCCUUCUCCAAGAUGGGGAUUAUGCCGGGGCCCGGCGCGCAGUACGGCAUUACGAUGGCGCCGAUCACGUACGAUCCGCCGGUGACGGACCCAGCGACGGACUUCGCUAAAGUUGAGGUCCAGGCGCCGGGGCCCAACUUGACAAGCUGUACGCUCCAAGCUGAGUCUCCGCCACCACGACAGCUUGUUAAUUUAAAGGAUGUGAGGGUACUGGUGGUCACAUCGCAGGCAUCGUACCAUGCGCAGUACGACUGGGGCGUCGCUCGGUUCCUGCGGCAGGCUGGCGUGGCGAAGUCGGAGUAUAUGAGGCUAGCUGAGAAAGGUAUAUACGGUAAUGGGCAUAUGAUGAUGAUGGAGAAGAAUAGCGAUGAGGUGGCUGCGGAGAUAGUGAGGUGGAUUGAUGGAGCGAUCGGAUAACGGGAUUUAAACCCGGAAUCCCGGUUCGCUCCUGUCGUUCAAGAUUGCCUAGUAUAGCUGAAACUUGCCGAGCGAAGCAAAUUGUCUGUGAUAAACGUUGAUUAUAGGG